GCCGCGGACCUUCGGGUUCUCGCCUUCUUCCGCGAUUUGCCUAACCUACCUCGCCCCAUCGCCGCUGUAUAACCUAAUUCGCUCGCACGCAUAACAUAUUGCGACCUGAUUCGUCAUGCUGGCGCAAUCGGUCGCGCGGAUGACGCGACGGUGCCGUCGAUCGUGCAACAUCAGCCACGUUGAUCGCCAGCCCGACUGGUGCACGUGGCUCGCGUCGCGUCUACGGCGAUCGCGGCGAGGCACCACGAGUCCCCUGUUUUGGAGCGCUGCGUGUUUUUUCGAUUGUAGCAGCAUUAGCGGACUAUACGAGUCACAUAGCAUAUACAAAAUUAUACAGCAGCAUAAGUGCGAAGAUCGAGACCUCAAUCAUUCACGCCAGAAACAUAUAUCUUGAGAAAUUCAAGCAUUGCGACGGUGCAGAAGGGCUCUAUGUGCUCCACCGUGACUUGGGCGAAUGGUACUUUAGUUUUCAAGAGCUUGUUACUGUGGUAUCGCGAGAGGUGUAUUCAGACGGUUUGUAAUCCGGAGAUAAAACAGCAACAACAUGCUCAACGAGAUCCGGGCGGCGGUACUGUUCUUAGUACAGCUGAUCGAAAAAAGCGAAAAAUUUAGUCCCGAUCAAUUGGAAUGCUUCAAGCGGCACCUGGUCGAACUGCUGACGGAACGCUUUAAGAACCACUGGUUCCCGGACAAGCCGUUCAAAGGCCAGGGUUAUCGUUGCAUUCGCGUUAACGGUCACAAUCGUCGGGACGCGACUUUGGAGAGCGCUGCGAAUGCCGCUGGAGUCAAGUAUGAGGAUCUGGCACUGCCGGUGGAAUUAACGCUGUGGGUUGAUCCUAACGAGGUCUGCUGUCGAUUUGGUGAGAGUAAAGGAUCGUAUUGUACGCUGGCAUCAUUCGAAGACAAAGAGAACACUGUACCCAUCUUCCAAAGCGAACAUAAUGAAAAUGCAGAAAAUGAAAAGCAAGCCCACAUGGGGCCCAUCAAGAUACAGAAAUCCCCUCUAAACGCAAGCACAGAACAACAACAGCCAAAAUCAAAACCAUUAAGCAUCGCUAAUCAAAAUCAACAGCAUAGCAAUAACGGUACAGGUAAGAGGCGCAAUUUGAACAGUCCCAGGCUGCACCUGAACAGAAAUCGUUCCUGGUUCGGUCAUUCCUUCAACAUGGGUUACGGUCCUCAUCCAAUCAGCCAGCCAUGGUACAAUAUAAUGCCCCCGCAUUUCCUCGGUGGCCCUUCUCCGCCGCCCUUUAUAGGACACCGGGGGAAUAAAUGGGUACAUCAGCCCUCUUAUCCCGCAGGACCCGCCCGUUUCCACCAUUGGUCUCCCAAAGCUGCUCUUAAAGUAUAAAAAGAUUCGUUUUAAGAAAACAGUUAAGAAACCUGUUUCUUCUUGAAAAGAAAAAUAUGUGAUUGUUUUUCAGCAAAUACGUAAAUUAUAGUUUUAGUUCAAGAUAAAUCGUCGCUCACCAGAAUUUACUAUUAAAAGAAAUUUUAAUUAAGAUAUAUUCGCGAUAUAUAUGUUUGUAAAUGCAGGUAAUGAAUGUGUAUACAUUUUUAUAUUGGGAACAGGUUUGUUAACGCGUUGUUUUUGGAGCGACGAAAAUUAUCCAUCCUGUAAUUACAAAUGACCUUGUUCGAAAUACGACUAAGGCUUACGAUUUUUUAUGACGAGAGGUACCGCAUUAUUACAUGUUACGUAUAUAAUGAUAAAUUGGAGUAAUAAAUGUUUAACUCCGGAUGCAAGGUUGCUUGUAAAAAAAGAUAGAUUAGGGACAAUUUAAUUUAGUAUAGUAAAACGACGCAUUACUAUAUGCGCGAAAUGGAAAUAGGUGUCAUAUCAUGACGAGUUAUUUCUUUGAUCAAGUUUUUGAAAUAACUUAAACAUUAUUCAGAAAAUACGCGAUAUAUGUAUAUCGAGGAAUUAAAAAAAAUCUAUUUGUCUUUUUUAAUUAUUAUGUUAUUGCAAAAUCAGUGAAUCACACAUCUAUUUUGUUACAUUUCUAUUUUGUUACAUCUCUAUUGUUGUCCAAUCCGUUAUUAAAAUUGUAUAAUCGAAUUGGCGACGCCAUUUAUUUAAGCGUUAAUAGUUUAUAAUUAGAGGAGGAAUGCUCGGGAUAUUUCUGAAAGUUUUAAGAUUUGAUACGAUUAUUUUCGGUAUGAAAUAAAGUAUAUUUUAUAAUUUAUUUAUUAUUUUAUUACACAACGUAUUCUCACUCAUGCUUAAUAUUUUGAAGUUUAUUAAACAAUUUACUGAACCUCCUUCGGCAGUCAGCGAAACUUCCGAAAGCGGUACAGAAUGUUAUAUCCAUAGCUAUAUAUAAUCUGAAAAGAUUUACGUUGCACCGAGAAAAUAUUUAAAAAAAAUGAUACAGAUAAUAUUUGAAACUUUAUUUCAUGGCGGAAGAAACGUCCGUAUCGAGUUUUAAAACUCUUGAAAUUAUUCCCGUUAUUCGUCCCAUUAUAGUCUGAUUUGAACUAGACUAUAAAUAACCGGUUUUGUUCCGACUAAUGUUCGUUCUAUAGUAGGUUUUAU
Pogonomyrmex barbatus (red harvester ant) is the source of this 2536-nucleotide messenger RNA. RefSeq lists its product as uncharacterized. The record is from RefSeq and is a predicted model, not a curated record. Lineage: Eukaryota; Metazoa; Arthropoda; Insecta; Hymenoptera; Formicidae. Gene Ontology annotation, cellular component: cytoplasm; nucleus.